Copidosoma floridanum is the source of this 769-nucleotide messenger RNA. RefSeq lists its product as uncharacterized. Lineage: Eukaryota; Metazoa; Arthropoda; Insecta; Hymenoptera; Encyrtidae. The record is from RefSeq and is a predicted model, not a curated record.
CGUUUCAAGGCUAUUUUAGUAACUUCUCUUCCUAUAAUUAUUGUAUCGAAUUGCCUCUUUCAAAAUGCCUGUGAUAGACCUCAAGAAGUUAUUGAAAUUCGAAAUCGGCCUUGUCUGUGGGACAACAGAAUCAAUCAGUACACCAAAAAAUUACUGAAGACACAGAUGUGGACUGAAGUUGCUCAAGAGGCAUGCAUAAAUUAUGACCGACUGGAAGAAUUCAUGAAACGAGAAGCUGUGUUAAAUAAAAGAAGAAACAAAUGGAAAGGAAUUAGGAGUAGUUUUUUAAGAGAGAUCGAGAGGAUUAUAUUUACAUCUUCACGCUCAAGAGAAAAUUCCAGAAGGAAACCGUAUCUUUAUUUUGAACUUCUUCAAUUUUUAGUGCCAUGCAUUAAUCUAACUGAUAGUACUACACCUAAUAUUGAAGGUAAGGAAGCAUCAGAAUCCUUGACCAAAGAUGCGAUUGAUAGCCAGGAUAUUACAACUGACGAUAAUGAAGAAGAUCAAACGCCAGAUCAAAGAAGAACGAAACCGAACGAAGUUUUCUUCAAAGAGGAAUUACUUUUGGUAAAUCUAAAUAACGCGCUGAAGACAAGGACGACGGAGAGGUUUGACAACGAUAAGCAUUCCUUUCGUUAUCUCUUACCAGAUAUAAAAAAAGUCAAACCUGAUAGUAAGAUGAAGUGGAAGAUGGCAUUGGUGACUGCCAUCAUAAAUAUACGCAUGGUUGGCCUUCUUACUCUAAUUCCCCAGCUGAUUUCUUCGUCAA